UUCGUGAGUGACAGACACACCCCAAAGCUGAGGAUUUCUGGCGUUUGAGCAGCACUGAGCGGAUUUCUGUCGCUGCAAUGUACACGCACCGUUAAACAUAUGUUUGACAACGCGCGCUCAGCACCGAUCACCUACUAAAGACCUGCUAUGGGAAAUGAAGACGUAAGUUUGGCUGGCACUGCUGUUAAUCGUCCCCAAAGUUUAGAAGACAGACUGACUCCAGAGACUGGAGUUUUGGAAUCUUGCCACGUGACGAUCAACAAGCGUCAAAGACAGAAAAGCACUGAAAGUGUUUCAAAUACUUCUGAAUUCUUAUUGCACGUCAUACUGAACGGCGGAUUGUUUUCACAAACAAGUGCUGAUCUGUUUGGACUGGAGGUUUAGCUGCGUUAUGUCAGAGGAGCAAGGAAAGGACUGUUCCUCUGAGAUGAGUCUUCCAGAGGAACAAAGUGUAAAGUCAGGCUUAUGUGUGUCCAGCUCUGAGUCUGUGAAGAGUGGCCAGUCAAUGGAAAGACUACCGUUCUUAAGUGAGAAAACACCAUCAUCUUCCAGUGAAAGAUCAGACUCUGAAGUUUUCAGCUCUGUGUCUCUGAAGAGUGACCGUUCAAUGGAGCAGCCACCACGGAUAAGUGAGAAAACACCAUCAGCUACCAAAAGUGAAAGAUCAGACUCUGAAGUUUUCAGCUCUGUGUCUCUGAAGAGUGACCUUUCAAUGGAUGAGCCACCGCAGAUAAGUGAGAAACCACCAUCAGCUACCAAAAGGGUUCAGUAUGAGACAUUAGAUUCAGACCUUCACACUCACAGUAACCAAAAGAAUUUCAAAGACAAUCUUCUGUGGAUCUUCCAGGUCCUUGAGGGCAAAAUAAUCAAAUUUCUGAAAAAUGAACUGAAAACGUUUGAGAAAAUAUUACAAAAAGAUAGCACGCAAUGCUUUGUGAAGGACUAUAAUGAGGAUAGAUGCAGUAUCAAGGAAGCAGCUCUUGAUCUUACACUCUACUUCCUGAGAAAGAUGAAGCAAGAUGAAGCUGCUGAUACUCUAGAAGAUGAGCUGGCCUUCAUUCAUCCGCUAAAAUGUAGCCUAAAGAAGAAGUAUCAAUGUGUGUUUGAAGGAAUUGCAAAGCAUGGUGACUCCACUCUUCUGAAUAACAUCUACACAGAUCUCUAUGUCACUCAGGGUUGUAGUGAACAGGUCAAUACUGAACAUGAGAUAAGACAGAUUGAAGUUGCUUCCAGGCAUCAUGAAUUACAAGAGAUACAGGUUGAAUGCAAAAAUUUGUUUGAAGCACCUGAACAAGACAAGGAGAUCAGAACUGUACUGACAAAAGGAGUUGCUGGCAUCGGAAAAUCCAUCUCUGUGCAAAAGUUUAUUCUGGACUGGGCUGAAGGAAAAGAAAAUCAAGAUAUCAGCUUCAUAUUACCUCUUCCAUUCAGAGAGUUAAACUUAAAAGAGAAAGAAACACGAAGCUUGAUAGACCUUAUAAGUCAGUUUUUCCCAGAGACAAAAAAACUGAACAUUAUAAGAAGGAAUAAAUUCAAAGUCCUGUUCAUCCUUGAUGGAUUGGAUGAAUGUCGCCUUCCUCUAAACUUUGAGGAUAAUGAGACGUGGUGUGAUGUUUCAUCACCAGCCUCUCUGGAUGUUCUCCUAACAAACCUCAUAAAGGGAAAUCUGCUUCCUUCUGCUCUGAUCUGGAUCACCACCAGACCAGCAGCUGCCAGUAAAAUUCCACCUGAAUGUAUCGACCGGGUUACAGAGGUCAGAGGAUUCAAUGAUGCACAAAAGGAAGAGUACUUCAAAAAAAGAUUCACAGAUAAGAAUCAGGCCAAAGAAAUCAUUGAUCACAUAAAAAAAUCGAAGAGUCUCUUUAUCAUGUGCCAUAUCCCAGUCUUCUGCUGGAUAUCAGCCACUGUUCUCCAGAACAUUUGGGAGGAGAAAAGAAAUAAUAUAAAAAACAAUCAGGCUGAUGACUCCUCCAAAACACUGCAGGAAUCAAAUACUGAAGACACUCCCAAGACACUAACACAGAUGUACACACACUUUCUCCGCUUUCAGAUUCAGCAGAGCCACCGAAAGUAUGAUGGAAACCACGCACCAGAUGUUUCCUGGGAUAAAGAUGCCAUCCUUUCACUUGGGAAACUGGCAUUUCAUCAGCUGGAAAGAAACAACCUGAUCUUCUAUGAUUCAGACCUGGAAGCCUGUGGUAUUGACAUCUAUAAGGCAUCAGUGUACUCAGGCAUGUGUACCCAGAUCUUUAAGGAGGAAACAGGGAUACUUUUUGGUACCAUGUACUGCUUUGUUCACUUGAGCAUUCAAGAGUUUAUUGCAGCUCUUUAUGCACAUCUGUUUCUAGACAUUGACAAGAAAAGUGUGUUUGUUCAUGAAUUUACAGAACAGGAAAACAAAAAUGAAACCAUGCUUGAUUUGCUCAAGACUGCAGUGGACAAGGCACUUGAAAGUGACAAUGGACACCUGGACCUUUUUCUUCGCUUCCUUCUUGGUUUGUCACUCCAGUCCAAUCAACUACUCUUACGAGGUCUGUUGACACAGCAAGAUGGUAUUGACCAAAGCAAAAAAGUAGUAGUUCAGUACAUUAAACAGAAAUUAGAGGAUAAUCUGUCUCCAGAGAGAUCCAUCAAUCUGUUCUACUGUCUGAAUGAACUGAAUGACCAAACUCUGGUGAAAGAGAUUCAGGCCCACCUUAGAGAAGGAAGUCUGUCAUCUGCUGACCUUUCACCUGCCCAGUGGUCUGCUUUGGCCUUUGUGUUGUUGACAUCAGAGGAGGAGCUGGAAGAGUUUGAGCUUCAGAAAUUCAAGAAAUCAGAUGAGUGUCUCAUUAGAUUAUCAGCACUUAUCAAAACCUCCAAAAGAGCUCUGCUUAAUGAUUGUAACUUAACAGACAAAAGCUGUCCAGCUCUGGCUAUAGUUCUUGGAUCAGAUACCAAUCUGAAAGAGCUGAACAUAAACAAUAAUAAUCUGCAGGAUUCAGGAGUGAAGCUGCUCUGCACUGGACUGAAUAGUGUAAAUUGCAAAUUGGAGAUACUGAGACUUUCAAACUGCAGUAUUACUGAAGAAGGUUAUAAAGCCCUGGCUUCAGCUCUGAGAUCAAACCCUUCACACCUGAUAGAGCUGGAUCUCACAGGAAAUGAUCCAGGACAAUCAGGAGUGAAGCUGCUUAAUGAUUUACUACAGGAUCAAAACUGUCAACUGAAGACACUGAGGUUUUUGGGUCCUGCUGCAGAUGAAGCCUGUCAGUAUGUGAAUAGAGUUGUGGGUAAAAACCCAUUAUUUCUGAGAGAGCUGAAUUUGAGUGGAUGUAAUCUAGGGGACUCAAACAUGAAACAGCUUGUUCCUCUACUGCAGGAUAAACACUGUACACUUAACACACUGAUACUUUCAGACUGCUGUAUCACUGAAGAAGGUUAUAAAGCUCUGGCUUCAGCUGUGAGAUCAAACCCUUCAUACCUGAUAGAGCUGGAUCUCACAGGAAAUGAUCCUGGACAAUCAGGAGUGAAGGAGCUCAAUGAUUUACUACAGGAUGAACACUAUAAAUUAAAGACCAUCAGGUUUCUGAAAAGUCCUUCUGCACAGGAAGCGUGUGAGUAUCUCACAAAAGUUUUGGGUAAAAGUCCAUUGCUACUAACAGAACUGGAUCUGAGUGAAGAUAAAUUAGGAGGCCUGGAUGGGGAGAAGCUCUCUGCUCUUUUGAAGGACUCUCAUAGCAAACUGGAGAAAAUUAAGCUGAAUAAUUGUGAGCUGACAGAGAAAAGCUCUUCAGUUCUAGCUGCUGUUCUCGCCUCCAAAACCAUCCUGAAAGAGAUGAACCUGAACAACAGCCGUCUGCUGGACUCAGGAGUCAAAGAGAUCUGUGAGGGACUGAAGAAUCCUGUGUGUGAGCUGAAGAUACUGAAACUUUCAGACUGCAGUAUCACUGAAGAAGGUUAUAAAGCUCUGGCUUCAGCUUUGAGAUCAAACCCUUCACACCUGAUAGAGCUGGAUCUCACAGGAAAUGAUCCUGGAGAAUCAGGAGUGAAGGAGCUCAGUGAUUUACUACAUGAUCCAAAUUGUCAACUGAAGACACUGAGGUUUUUUGGUCCUGCUGCUGAUGAAGCCUUUCAGUAUGUGAGAGGAAUUGUGGGUAAAAACCCACUACUUCUCAGAGAGCUGAAUCUGAGUGAACGUGAACUAGGAGACACACAAGUGAAUCGGAUGGCUGCUCUACUGCAGGAUAAACACUGUAAACUUAACACACUGAUGCUUUGUAAUUGUGGUCUAACAGAGGAAAGCUGUUCAGCUCUCGCUACAGUCCUGAGAUCAAACUCCAGUCUGAAAGAGCUUGACAUGAGCAACAAUAAUCUGCUGGAUUCAGGAGUGAAAAAACUCCAGAACGGCUUAGAAAAUACAAACUGCACACUGGAGAAACUCAGACUUUCAAACUGCAGUAUUACUGAAGAAGGUUAUAAUACUCUGGCUUCAGCUCUGAGAUCAAACCAUUCACACCUGAUAGAGCUGGAUCUCAAAGGAAAUGAUCCUGGACAAUCAGGGGUGAAGCAGCUCAAUGAUUUACUACAGGAUCCAAACUGUCAACUGAAGACACUGAGGUUUUUGAGUCCUGAUGCAGAUGAAGCUUGUCAGUAUGUAAGAGGAAUUGUGGGUAAAAACCUGUUACUCCUCAGAGAGCUGAAUUUGAGUGAGCAUAAAUUAGGAGACUCAAAUGUGAAUAAACUUGCUGUUCUACUGCAGGAUAAACACUGUAAACUCAACACACUGAUGCUAAGUAAUUGUGAUCUAACAGAGGAAAGCUGUUCAGCUCUUGCUACAGUCCUGAGAUCAAACCCCAGUCUGAAAGAGCUUGACAUCAGCAACAAUAAUCUGCAGGAUUCAGGAGUGAAGAAACUCCAGAAUGGAUUAGAAAAUACAAACUGCACACUGGAGAAACUCAGACUUUCAAAUUGCAGUAUUACUGAAGGAGGUUAUAAAGCUCUGGCUUCAGCUCUGAGAUCCAACCCUUCACACUUGAUAGAGCUGGAUCUCAUAGGAAAUGAUCCUGGACAAUCAGGAGUGAAGGAGCUCAAUGAUUUGCUACAGGAUCCAAACUGUCAACUGAAGACACUGAGGGUUUUGAGUCCGGCUGCAGAUGAAGCCUUUCAGUAUGUGAGAGAAAUUGUUAGUAAAAAUCCGUUACUCCUGAGAGAGCUGAAUCUGAGUGGAUGUGAACUAGGAGACACAGGAGUGAAUCAGGUCGCUGUUCUACUGCAGGAUAAACACUGUCAACUCAACAUACUGAUGCUACGUGAUUGUGGCCUAACAGAGGAAAGCUGUUCAGCUCUCGCUACAGUCCUGAGAUCAAACUCCAGUCUGAAAGAGCUUGACAUGAGCAACAAUAAUCUGCAGAAUUCAGGAGUGAAGAAGCUCCAAAAUGGCUUACAAAAUACAAACUGCACACUAGAAAAACUUAAAAUUUCAAACUGCAACAUUACUGAAGAAGGUUAUAAAGCCCUGGCUUCAGCUCUGAGAUCAAACCCUUCACACCUGAUAGAGCUGGAUCUCACAGGAAAUGAUCCUGGACAAUCAGGGGUAAAGCAGCUCAGUGAUUUACUACAGGAUCCAAUCUGUCAACUGAAGACACUAAGGUUUUUGGGUCCUGAUGCAGAUCAAGCCUGUCAGUAUGUGAGUGAAAUUGUGGGUAAAAACCCGAUACUACUGAGAGAGCUGAAUCUCAGUGAAUGUGAACUAGGAGACACAGGAGUGAAUCAGCUUGCUGCUCUACUACAGGAUAAACACUGUAAUCCCAACACACUGACGCUGCGUAAUUGUAAUCUAACAGAGAAAAGCUGUUCAGUUCUCGCUACAAUCCUGAGAUCAAACCCCAGUCUGAAAGAGCUUGACAUGGGCAACAAUAAUCUGCAGGAUUCAGGAGUAAAGAAACUCCAGAAUGGAUUAGAAAAUACAAACUGCACACUGGAGAAACUCAGACUUCCAAACUGCAAUAUUACUGAAGAAGGUUAUAGAGCUCUGGCUUCAGCUCUGAGAUCAAACCCUUCACAUCUGAUAGAGCUGGAUCUCACAGGAAAUGAUCCUGGACAAUCAGGAGUGAAGGAGCUCAGUGAUGUACUACAGGAUCCAAACUGUCAACUGAAGACACUGAGAUUUUUGAGUCCUGCUGCAGAUGAAGUCUGUCAGUAUGUGAUUAGAGUUGUGGGUAAAAACCCGUUACUCCUGAGAGAGUUGAAUCUGAGUUUACAUGAACUAGGAGACACACAAGUGAAUCAGGUCGCUGCUCUGCUGCAGGAUAAUCACUGUAAACUCAACACACUCAAUCUGUGGAAUUGCAGUAUUACAGAGGAACAGUGUCUCAUCCUGACUUCAGCUCUGAAAUCAAACCGAUCACACCUGCGAGAGUUGGACUUUAGUAUGAAUAAAAUAAGAAACACAGGUGUGAAACACUUAUGUGACACACUAAAGGAUUUACACUGUAAACUGGAGAGAUUGAGAUUAAGCUGCUGUGAUAUGACAGAUGAAGGUUGUUCUGCUGUGGCUUCAGCUCUGAAAUCAAACCCUUCACACCUGAGAGAGCUGGACCUGAGUGGGAAUAAACUAGGAGACUCUGGAGUGAAAAACCUCUGUGAUCUACUGAUGAACCCACAAUGCAAACUGGAAAAACUACAUCUGUAUGAAUGCAGUAUUACAGAGACUCAGUGUCUAAGUCUGACUUCAGCUCUCAAAUCAAACCCAUCACACCUGAGAGAGCUGGACCUCAAUAAGAAUGAACUAAAAAACACAGGAGUGAAUCACUUAUGUUACAUACUGAAGGAUUCACACUGUAAACUGGAGGGAUUGAGGUUAAGAUACUGUAAUAUGACAGAUGAAGGUUGCUCUGCUGUGACUUCAGCUCUGAAAUCAAACCCUUCACACCUGAGAGAACUGGACCUGAGUUUGAAUGAACUAGGAGACUCUGGAACUAAAAACCUCAGUGAUCUACUGAUGGACCCACAAUGCAAGCUGGAAAAACUACAUCUGUAUGAAUGCAGUAUUACAGAGAAACAGUUUCGCAUCCUGACUUCAGCUCUGAAAUCAAACCCAUCAUACCUGAGAGAGCUGGACCUCAGUGGAAAUCAAAUAAGAAACAAAGGAGUGAAUCUCUUAUGUGACGUACUGAAGGAUUCACACUGUAAACUGGAGAAAUUGAGUCUAAAGAACUGUGGCAUUACAGAUGUUUCUUCUUUAACUAAGUCUUUGACAAAAACAAAAGCACUGCAGUUCUUAAAAGAGCUUGAUCUGAAAAACAAUACUAUCGGAGACUCAAAGAAGCUCAGAGAUGUGAUACGAGACUCAAACUGUACACUGAAGUGGCUUUUCUCCUCCCAUGAUCAUAAACUAAGUGUUAUCUCAGGGUCUCUUGAAUUCCUGCUCUCGGCAGAGAAUACAGAGAACCUGAUGGAAGAGAAUGAGGAGAGUGAUGAACUGAAUGAAGUGGAAGAAAAACAUGUCAAAACUGGAGACAAAUCUUUGAGUCGCUCACAGGCUCAAACAACAAACGCAAAAGACAGAAAAACAUUGAACGUGUUUCAAAUUCUUCUAAAUUCUCUUAGUGGGCAAGGCUGCACUAUGUCAGAGGCACGAGGAAAAGUCUUUCCCUCUGAGACGAGUCUCUCAGAGAAACAGAGGGAGAGAUCAGGCUCACAUGUGUCCAGCUCUGUGACUGUGAAGAGUGACUGUUCAAAAGAUAAACCACCGGACUUAGGUGAGAAAACACCAUCAUCUACCAAAAGCAUUCAGUAUGAGUCAUUAGAUUCAGAUUUCCAGACUCACAGGAACCACAAGAAUUUCAAAGACAAUCUCCCGUGGAUCUUCCAGGAUCUUGAGAGCAAAAUAAUCAAGUUUCUGAAGAAUGAGCUGGGAAUGUUUAAGAAAAUAUUACAAAAAGAGAACACACAAUAUUUUGUGAAGGACUUUAAUGAGAAUAGAUGCAGUAUCAAAGAAGCAGCUCUUGAUCUCACACUACACUACCUGAGAGAGAUGAAGCAAGAUGAAGCUGCUGAUACUCUAGAAGAUGAGCUGGCCUUCAUUCAUCAGCUUAAAUGCAACCUGAAGAAUAAGUACCAAUGUGUGUUUGAAGGAAUUGCAAAGCAUGGUGACUCCACUCUUCUGAAUAACAUCUACACAGAUCUUUAUAUCACUCAGGGUGGUAGUGAACAGGUCAAUACUGAACAUGAGGUAAGACAGAUUGAAGUGGCUUCCCGGCGUCUUGACUCACAAGAGAUACCAAUUGAAUCCAAAAGUUUGUUUGAAGCACCUGGACAAGACAAGGAGAUCAGAACCGUACUGACAAAAGGAGUUGCUGGCAUUGGAAAAUCUGUUUCUGUGCAAAAGUUUAUUCUGGAUUGGGCUGAAGGAAAAGAAAAUCAAGAUAUCAGCUUCAUAUUUCCUCUUCCUUUUCGGGAGAUGAACUUAAAGGAGAAAGAAACACAAAGCUUGAUGAGCCUAAUAAGUGAGUCUUUCCCAGACACAAAAGGACUGAACCUAACAAGAAGGAAUCAAUUCAAAGUCCUGUUUAUCCUUGAUGGAUUGGAUGAAUGUCGACUUCCUCUAAACUUUGAUGGUAAUGAGACGUGGCGUGAUGUAUCAGCACCAGCCUCUCUGGAUGUUCUCCUAACAAAUCUCAUCAAGGGAAAUCUGCUUCCUUCUGCUUUCAUCUGGAUCACUACCAGACCAGCAGCUGCCAGUAAGAUUCCUCCUGACUGUAUCGACCGGCUGACAGAGAUAAGAGGAUUCAAUGAUGCACAAAAGGAGGAAUACUUUAGAAAAAGAUUAACUGAUGAGAAAAUGGCCAAUGAAAUCAUUGAUCAUGUUAAAAAAUCACAGAGUCUCUUUAUCAUGUGCCACAUCCCAGUCUUCUGCUGGAUUUCAGCCACUGUUCUCCAGAACAUUUUGGAGGAGAAAAGAAAUUAUGUGAAAAACAAUCAGGCUGAUGAUGCCUCUAAAACACUGCAGGAAUCAAAUACUGAAGACACUCCCAAGACGCUGACACAAAUGUACACACAAUUUCUCCGCUUUCAGAUCCAGCAGAGCCACCGGAAGUAUGAUGGAAAAUACUCACCAGAUGUUUCCUGGGAUAAAGAUGCCAUCCUUUCACUGGGGAAACUGGCAUUUCAUCAGCUGGAAAGAAACAACCUGAUCUUCUAUGACACAGACCUGGAAGCCUGUGGUAUUGACGUCUAUAAGGCAUCAGUGUGUUCAGGCAUGUGUACCCAGAUCUUUAUGGAGGAAACAGGGAUCAUUUUUGGAACCAUGUACUGCUUUGUUCACUUGAGUAUUCAAGAGUUUGUUGCAGCCCUUUAUGCACAUCUGUUUCAAGACAUCAACAAGAAAAGUGCAUUUGAUCAAAAGUCUAUAGAACAAGAAAACAAAAAUGAAACCAUGAUUGAUUUGCUCAAGACUGCAGUGGACAAGGCGCUUGAGAGUGACAAUGGACACCUGGACCUUUUCCUUCGCUUCCUCCUCGGUCUGUCACUCCAGUCCAAUCGGCGACUCUUACAAGGUCUGUUGACACAGCAAGACGACAAUGACCAGAGCAAAAAGGAAAUAGUUUGGUACAUCAAGAAGAAAUUUGAAGAUAAUCUGUCUCCAGAGAGAUCCAUCAAUCUGUUCUACUGUCUGACUGAACUGAAUGAUCAAACUCUAGUGAAAGAGAUUCAGACCCACCUUAACAAAGGAAGUCUCUCAUAUGGUGACCUUUCACCUGCCCAGUGGUCUGCUUUGGCCUUUGUAUUGUUGACAUCAGGGGAAGAGCUACAGGAGUUUGAGCUUCAGAAAUUCAAGAAAUCAGAUGAGUGUCUCAUUAGACUAUCGGCAGUCAUCAAAACCUCCAAAAGAGCUCUACUAAAUGAUUGUAAUUUAACAGACAAAAGCUGUUCAGCUCUGGCAACAGUUCUUGGAUCAGAUACCAAUCUGAAAGAGCUGAACAUGAACAAUAAUAAUCUACAGGAUUCAGGAGUGAAGCUGCUCUGCAGUGGACUGAAGAAUAUGAAGUGUAAAUUGGAGAUACUGAGACUCUCAAAAUGCAAUAUCACUGAAGAAGGUUAUAAAGCUCUGGCUUCAGCUCUGAGAUCAAACCCAUCACACCUGAUAGAGCUGGAUCUCACAGGAAAUGAUCCUGGACAGUCAGGAGUGAAGGAGCUCAGUGAUUUACUACAGAAUCCAACCUGUCAGCUGAAGACACUGAGGUUUUUGAGUCCUGCUGCAGAUGAAGCGUGUCAGUAUGUGAGAGGAAUUGUGGGUAAAAAUCUGUUACUCCUGAGAGAGCUGAAUCUGAGUGAUCGUGAACUAGGAGACUCAAAUGUGAUGAAGCUCGCUGCUCUGCUGCAGGAUAAACACUGUAAACUGAACACACUUCAGUUAAGAUACUGUGAUAUGACAGAUGAAGGUUGUUCUGCAGUGACUUCAGCUCUGAACUCAAACCCAUCACACCUGAGAGCGCUGGACCUGAGUGGGAAUAAACUAGGAGACUCUGGAGUGAAAAACAUCUGUGAUCUACUGAUGAACCCACAAUGCAAACUGAAAAAACUAGAGCUGUGUGGAUGCAGUAUUAAAGAAAAACAUUGUUACCUCCUGAAUUCAGCUCUGCGUUUAAACCCAUCACAGCUGAGAGAGCUGGACCUCAGUGGGAAUGAACUAAAAAACACAAGAGUGAAGCACUUAUGUGAUGCACUGAAAGAUUCACACUGUAACCUGGAGAGAUUGAGGUUAAGAUACUGUGAUAUGACGUAUGAUGGUUGUUCUGCUCUGACUUCAGCUCUAAAAUCAAACCCAUCACACCUGAGAGAGCUGAACUUGAGCGGGAAUAAACUUGGAGACUCUGGAGCUGAAAACAUAUGUGAUCUACUGAUGAAUUUACAGUGCAAGCUAAAAAUGCUAGAUCUGUGUGAAUGCAGUAUUACAGAGAAACAGUGUCACAUCCUGACUUCAGCUCUGAAAUCAAACCCAUCACACCUGAGAGAGCUGGACCUCAGUGGAAAUAAAAUAGAAAACACAGGAGUGAAGCACUUAUGUGAUGUGCUGAAGGAUUCACACUGUAAACUGGAGAGAGUGAGGUUUAGAGGCUGUGAUAUGAAAGAUGACGGUUGUUCUGCUGUGACUUUAGCUCUGAAAUCAAACCCAUCACACCUGAGAGAGCUGGACCUGAGCGGGAAUAAACUAGGAGAUUCUGGAGUGAAAAACCUCUGUGAUCUACUGAGUAAUCCAGAAUGCAACCUGGAAAAACUAGUUCUGUGUGGAUGCAGCAUUACAGAAAAACAGUUUCUCAUCCUGACUUUAGCUCUGAAAUCAAACUCAUCACACCUGAGAGAGCUGGACCUCAGUGGGAAUGAACUAAAAAACACAGGAGUGAAUUAUUUAUGUGAUGUACUGAAGGAUUCACAAUGUAAACUGGAGAGAUUGAGUCUAAAUGACUGUGGCAUUACAGAUGUUGCUUGUUUGGCUCAGUCUUUGGGUGACACAAAAGCACUGCAGUUUUUAAAAGAGCUUGAUCUGAGUAAAAAUAACAUAGGAGACUCAAAAGGGCAGCUCGUUGACGUGCUACGAGACUCAAACUGUAAACUGAGCCUAGAGAGAGAUCAUUGGUUUAGCUGGAGAGCUGGUGUAAACCUCAUUGGUAGCAUUGGUGGAUGGAUUACAUCAUUUUCUAAAGCUCAGGAACCUGUGAAAUCAACAGAACAAGACCAGUGAACAUCAGGCGGAACAGAGGAAGAAGAAGAAUGUGGUCAGAGCUCAGACCAGGUGGAUUAUUAGUCUUUAGUAUAAGGCCUGAAAACAUAAUAUUGAGAUUAAAAUCAUUGUGGGCUACAUAUACAGAUUCAAAUUUAUACUAUCAAGAUGUAAUUUUUAUGUUUCUUUAUAACAAUUUCUUUUGACAUUUUACUUUUAUCACUCUUACACUUUAUAUUCCGUGGUAGAAAUUCCCCUACACACCUGACUUAAAGGAUUAGUUCACUUUCAAAUGAAAAUCAGCCCAAGCUUUACUCACCCUCAAGCCAUCCUAGGUGUAUAUGACUUUCUUGUUUCUGAUUAACACAAUCGGAGAUAUUUUAAUAAAUAUCCUGACACAUCCGAGCUUUAUAAUGGCAGUGAACAGGACCAAUAUUUUACUUCAUAACUUGUUAAAUAUGGAUAUUUUUUACACAAACGCAUCGCUUCGCUUCAGAAGGCCUUCAUUAACCCCCUGGAGCCGUGUGGAGUACACGUUUAUGAUGGAUGGAUGUGGAUGGAAGCACUAUCUUCAGCUUGUACUCAUUGGUCCCGUUCACUGCCAUUAUAAAGUUCGGAUGUGUCAGGAUAUUUAUUAAUAUUUCUCCGACUGUGUUCAUCAGAAAGAAGAAAAUCAUAUACACCUAGAAUGUCUUGAGCAUGAGUAAAGCUUGGGGUGAUUUUCAUUUGAAAGUGAACUAAUCCUUUAAAUUAACAUGGUGUCCCUGGAACUUACAAAUGUAUACUCUACUUGGCGUCUCCACUUCGACACCUAUGUGAUUUUAUUUUAUUAUUUUUUUUUUUUUUUGUCUAUAUUUCAUUUUAUGAACUUAUUUCUAUCCAAUGUAUUAUCUUAUUUCUAUAUGUGUAUGUAUGUUUUUUUCUUUUCUUUGUGUAUUUCUAUUCUGUAAAGCACUUUGUAAACAACGCCCCUUAUUAACACUAUCACUUGGGAAUGGAAAUAAGGUCUGUAGUGCUCCACUGAACACUAUCACUUGAGAAUAGAAGUAAGAUCUCUAGUGUCUAGCCUGCUGCGCAGCAGUAAUCAGACAGACUCCAGAAAAUGAUCUAGUCUAGUUUUGUUUCCUCUUUUGUUAUAUUUAGACACACUAACUUUGGCCCAAGUGCUGGCGAUAUUUAGUUUUCAAAAGCAUAUAAAUGGUAAUCCUGCAAGAAAAGAAAUGUUAGUUAUGAUUAAUAAAUAAAAAUCCUUAACAAUACUGGAUAUGUAUAUUUAUAUUUUAAUUUGUAUUAAGUUAGUUAUAUGUCUAUAUUACUAAUGCUCACAUGUGUUGUCUUGCAAAGACAUCCAAGCAAAACAACUCCUCAAAUAAGCAUCAAAAUAAGAAUUUCAUUGUGUUUGGUACUCUGUACAUGAGACACUAAUGCUUCGAGGAGCCUCUUCUCCCUAUACCAGCCCAGACUAAUUAAGCUUCAGUAUUUAGCAAUUCACAGCAUUUAUGUACCCAUCCUCCUCCUCGUUUGAAGUUGUUGCUUUCUCUCCCACCAGAUAGUCUAAUGCAUUUAAUUUAGUGAUUAUAUUCACUUUUGACAUUGUAUUGUAUUGUAAAAUGAAUUGGCAUAUUGAAAAUAUAAAGCUGAAAACCUGAUCAUUUUA
Messenger RNA from Ctenopharyngodon idella (grass carp), 13358 nucleotides. RefSeq lists its product as uncharacterized. Gene Ontology annotation, molecular function: protein binding. NCBI's taxonomy places the organism in Eukaryota, Metazoa, Chordata, Actinopteri, Cypriniformes, Xenocyprididae. The coding region runs from base 392 to 11722 and encodes 3776 amino acids. The record is from RefSeq and is a predicted model, not a curated record. The transcript has 54 exons.